AUGCCUAGACCUCCACCUCCUUUUCCACAGAGGUUAGUGCAGAAGGCUAAAGAAGUAAAGUACCACAUGUUCAUAACUAUGUUGAAACAACUUUCCAUCAAUGUCCCUUUGAUAGAAGCUUUGGAGCAAAUGUCUGGGUAUGCAAAGUUCAUGAAGGACUUGGUGACCAGAAAGAGGGUUGUCAGUUUUGAGAAUUGUGAGAGGUUGCAGCAUUGUAGUGCCAUUUCUACGAGGUCACUGGUACAAAAGAAAGAGGAUCCUGGAGCUUUCACUAUUCCAUGCACCAUCGGUAAGAUGCAUUUUGGAAAAACUUUUUGUGAUUUAGGUGCCAGCAUUAACUUGAUGCCAUUGUCAAUUUAUAAGAAGUUGGGUUUAGGAGCUCCAAAACAAAUUGCGAUGCAUUUACUUAUGGCUAAUAGAACUGUGAAGAAGCCUUAUGGAGUGCUUCAAGAUGUCCUUAUGAAAGUGGAGACAUUCAUUAUUCCGAUAGACUUUGUUAUACUUGAUUGUGAGGUUGACUUUGAGGUCCCCAUCAUCUUAGGGACACCGUUCCUUGCUAUUGGGUGUGCCUUAGUUGAUAUGGAGAGAGGGCAGCUGAAGUUCCGACUAAAUAAGGAGAAGGUGACCUUUAACGUCUGUAAGUCUAUGAAGCAGGCAAGUGAUCUUAAAUCGGUAUCGGUGGUGAGUCACACUUUCGGAAGAGGUGCUGAAGUGUUUAGUAAGGAGAAGUUAGGUGUAGCCUUGUACAUGGAGAAGAAGUGCCAUGCUCAAAAGACAAAAGCGCAAACUAGCUCCUGGUGA
Molecule: messenger RNA, 801 nt
Organism: Solanum verrucosum
Lineage: Eukaryota; Viridiplantae; Streptophyta; Magnoliopsida; Solanales; Solanaceae
Exons: 1
Coding region: 1-801 (266 amino acids)
Source: RefSeq, a predicted model, not a curated record